Drosophila subpulchrella is the source of this 754-nucleotide messenger RNA. RefSeq names its product protein DPCD. The record is from RefSeq and is a predicted model, not a curated record. NCBI's taxonomy places the organism in Eukaryota, Metazoa, Arthropoda, Insecta, Diptera, Drosophilidae. The transcript is spliced from 2 exons. Bases 65 to 733 code for a protein of 222 amino acids.
UGUAAACAAACUGACAGCCGGGUUGCCAGGUUUCCAGGUUGCCACCGAAAUAUAAUCCCCCGAGAUGUCCUACCAGAACUGGCUGAACUACCUGCAGUCGGCGGAGAAGAACUCCAUGAUGAGCGGGCGGGCACGCAAGGUGCUCUAUAAGUUUCCGGACGGCAGGCAAAUGGCCGAGGAGUACAACAUGGACACGGGAAUCGUGCAGAGGAGGGCCUGGAAGUCCAAGAGCAACAAGAUAAUGGGCGAGUCGGACUGGGAAAUCGAACUGGGCGAGGAGCCCCGUCAGCUGAAUUGGUCGGGAAACAAAUCUCAGGGCGUUGGCGACGAUGCAGACUCGAUUUCUGGCGGGGAUUUCACCCUGCGGGAGAGCAACACUGCUCCCCUCCUCACCAAACGGAUCACCAAGAAGAACAUCGAGUGGCGCAUCCGCAACAUGCCAUAUUCCCUGGACAUCUACAAUGUAACCGCCGAUCCUGAAAAGCGCGCCAUAAUCGUGCGCACCUCGAACAAGAAGUACUACAAAGUGAUCCCCAUUCCGGACCUGGACCGCUGUGGGGUCAAACCCGCGCAGGAGAGCCUCUCUGUGCACCACCAGUUCAACACCCUGAUUAUAACUUACCAGAAGCCAGCCAUCCUCUGCGAAAUGGAGGCCCAGGUCCUGCUCCUACUCAAAAAUGUCGAAACCGAAACGGACAUGGAUGACCUGCUCAAGGGUCUGAUGGCCAAAUAAAUGACGUAGAUCGUACAAGUA